CGCGCCGCGCGCCGAUUGGCCGGCGGGCUCGGCGGUGGGCGGGGCGGGGAGAAGCGCAGGGCGGCCAUGACGGCGCACAGCUUCGCGCUGCCGCUCGUCCUCUUCUCCGCCUUCUGGGGGCUCGUGGGCGUCGCCGCCCCCUGGUUCGUGCCCAAGGGGCCCAACCGCGGGGUGAUCAUCACCAUGCUGGUCACCACCGCCGUGUGCUGCUACCUCUUCUGGCUGAUCGCCAUCCUGGCGCAGGCCAACCCCCUGUUCGGGCCGCAGCUGAAGAACGAGACCAUCUGGUACGUGCGCUUCCUCUGGGAGUGAGCCCCGCGCCACAACGGAGAGCCCCCCCCGUCGUCACCCUCCUGCCACUGUUCCAGCAUCUCCCCUCCCCGUCCCAGGCAGCCCUCAGAGGUGCUGGGCCAGAGGCCGGACCCGCAGCCCCAGCGCACCCUGAGCUUUGCACCCCCGCCGGCUGCAGGCAGUGCCCCUGCCUGGGAUGAGGAGCUCGUGCAGGCAGGAACCUCCCUGCGGUCCCUGCUGGGGCAGGUUCUGGCUGUGGAUGGCAGAAGGGAAGGCUGGUGCUGCAGGAGGAUGUGAGCUGGCAGGGGUGUGAUGCAGGAGGUGCUGGGGUGUCGGGCAGGGGGCUCUGCCUGGCAGCCUGGGGCUGAAAGGGGGCCCUGCCAUCUCCUGCCCCAGCAGCAAGGGUGCUGCAGCAGUGUCUAGGUACCGCCGUCAUUCCUACCCAUGUCCAUGUUCUGAGAACUCACAGACUUGUCCUGUGCCCCUAUUUAUCAGAUAACUUAUCUGUAUUUAUUUAUUUGACUGUGCUAAGUUGGUGUUGUGGAAAUAAAUCCUUUUUUAGUAAGUGAUGCUGGAAGCAGUCACUUGCUGCUUGGAGGCAGA
Molecule: messenger RNA, 894 nt
Organism: Oxyura jamaicensis (ruddy duck)
Lineage: Eukaryota; Metazoa; Chordata; Aves; Anseriformes; Anatidae
Product: V-type proton ATPase subunit e 2
Exons: 4
Coding region: 67-312 (81 amino acids)
Biological process (GO): proton transmembrane transport
Cellular component (GO): proton-transporting V-type ATPase, V0 domain
Molecular function (GO): proton-transporting ATPase activity, rotational mechanism
Source: RefSeq, a predicted model, not a curated record